CCCAAAAAUAACCACUGCCAUACGUGUACCAAGGACUACAUUUAUGGAACUAAACAUGAAACCAACACUAAUUCUCUUUUUGUUCUUUGGUAAUCUCCAUCCAAAUUCCCAAGUAUUUUCUUGGAUCUUCCUUAAACAAACUCCUAUUUAACAUAUUUAAAGCAACAUUAAAGCAAAAUACAAACAUAAUUAACAAACAAACCAAGUUUAAAUUUAGAUAAAACUAGCUUCUUAAACAAGCCAUGCAACGUUACAUCCGCAAAAUCGUUCAACCAACAUGUCAAGUUUUCAUAAACCACCGUGGAAUAGACACAAAGAAGAACAUAGCUGGGUUGUUGUUCAAGGAUUUAACAAGUAUGGGAGUGAAAUCUUUUCUUGACAGCAAGAACAUGAAACCAGGUGACAACCUGUUUCAUCAUAUUGAUAAAGCUAUCAUUGGUUGUAAGGUUGGUGUUGCUGUCUUCUCUCCUCGUUACUGCAACUCUUAUUUUUGUCUCCAUGAGCUCGCUCUUCUCAUGGAGACAAAGAAACGAGUUGUUCCAAUAUUUUUCGAUGUUAAGCCGUCGCAACUAAUGGUCAAAGACGACGGAACUUGUUCUGAGAAGGAGCUUCGAAGGUUCAGAUUUGCGUUAAAAGAAGCACAAAAUACGGUUGGCAUAACCUUUGAUCCAUUCAAUGGGUAG
Lathyrus oleraceus (garden pea) is the source of this 683-nucleotide messenger RNA. Its product is annotated as TIR-only protein. The record is from RefSeq and is a predicted model, not a curated record. The coding region runs from base 243 to 683 and encodes 146 amino acids. The transcript has a single exon. NCBI's taxonomy places the organism in Eukaryota, Viridiplantae, Streptophyta, Magnoliopsida, Fabales, Fabaceae. Gene Ontology annotation, biological process: signal transduction.